UGUACCGCAGCUCAAAGAAGAGAAGCUGUACGUGGACCAAUGAGAAUCGACGGAAAAGUAGCAGACGCUUUGGGAUGUCUGCGGGAACUGUCAGAACAGGUGGAGGCGUCGCUUCAGCUUCACUGCUGCUCUACUGUCGCUCGGACUGUCACCAUGAAGCUGAUACCCUUUCAUGUCGGGGGAACCUCCUUCAUCCUGGCCGUCCUCUUGGUGCUGCAUUACUGUCACAUAGCCAGCAUUCUUGGCCACAAGUCUGGAGGCGAUUUAAUCGUGGUGGAAAACCCAGAACAUGAGGCUGUAAACGGUGAAGAGGAAGACGUGGCAGUAGAUGAUGUGGAAGAUGAUGAAUUAGACGUUGUCCAGCCCAGUGAGCAGUGGCAGACACUUAAACCAGGUCAGGCAGUGCCACAAGGUUCUCACGUGAGGCUGAAUCUGCAGACAGGUGAGAGGGAGGUCAGACUGGGAGAAGAGCAGCUGAAAUACUGGACAGAGGAGCACAGGGAGGAAGAAGAUUCCUUUAAUCCCGAUGAGCUGAAACGAGCCAUGAAGAAGAUAAAAGAGGACUGGAAGCUUGCAAGCAAGGACACAGAGCAGAAGGACUCUGCGGCUUCUAAGUUUCGCACAAUGGAGGAGUUGAAGAAAGACAUGGCUCAGCUGGACCUGCUGCUGGAGACGGAUGUUCAGAUAAUGAGGCGUCUGCUGGAGCAGUUCAACAGCAGCAACUCAACUAGCGAACAAAGACUGAGCAUCCUGACGGAGCUCGAAUAUCUGGUGCAUCAGGUGGAUAAUGCUCAGACUCUGUGCUCCAUGGGGGGCCUCCAGUUCCUUUUAGAAGGUCUGAACAGCUCUGACUUCAGAUUACAGGAAAGCUCUGCUUUCGUCCUGGGCUCUGCAUUAGCCAGUAAUCCAGCAGUUCAAGUUGAAGCCGUGGAGAAUGGCGCUCUGCAGACACUGUUAACCACGCUGGCCACUGCUCAGCAACUCAGAGUCCAAAAAAAGGUUCUGUUUGCAGUGGCUUCCCUCUUGCGUCACUUCCCCUAUGCACAGCGUCACUUCCUGACACGUGGGGGUCUGCAGGUCCUGUCAGAGCUGUUCAGGACUGACAACAGUGGAAUUCUGCGUACACGCAUCGUCACCAUGUUAUACGAUAUGAUUACUGAGAAGGAGCUGAUCUUCCAGGGAGGUCUGGACCCAGUACUGGACGCGUCUCAUGAUGAGCGGCGGCGUCAGUACUCUAAGGUGUCUUUGCAGGAGGAGCUGUUGGAGAAGGGCUGGUGCAUUCUGGUCCCACAGCUCCUGGAGUCUUCAGAGAAUGACUACAGAGAGAAGGCUCUCCGGGCUUUGUUGGCAAUGGCUCCAGUGUGUUUGGAUCAGUACCGCUCAGACGGCUCUCUGCAGGCUUCUCUUCACUCUCUGAAGCAAGAGUACCAGGACAUGAUCCAGUCAGAAAUAAUUCUAGCAGAAGCGAACAGCUACUUUGAGGAGAUUGUAGAACUCAUCGAUGCACUGCAAGUGAAAAUGAAAUGAUCAGAGGACAGCACUUUGACGUUUCAUGUGAACAUGGCGUACAUCGAGGAGCUGGCACUUUUACUCUGUUGGGGUCAGACAGUCGAUCGCAGAGCAGUGGACAAGGAACACAAUUUUGAGGACAUAACGAGUGAGCUGGAAGACAGAGCUGCGAUUAGUCAGCAUGAACACAACCAACAAAUACUUCACGUGUUGCCUAAAAAUGUUCUCCACACGUCUGAAGCUGUUCGUAUGGCCUCUCUGAGAGGUCACAUCGAGGGUGAUUUUACCAUCAAUAACGUUACUUUUCUUCCAAUCACUGUGGUGAGUGGGUAGGGUGGUGUGUGGGUAGGGUGGUGUGUGGGUAGGGUGGUGUGUGGGUAGGGUGGUGUAGUCCAGGUAUGUGCUCCAGAUGCUAUAGAGGAUGUGCACAUACUGACUGCACACACACCGCUAAUCCCAAAGAGCAGUGAUCCCUGUUGCUGUAUGGAGUCUCUUCUGGUUGCCGUCACAAGUGAAUGUGUCACAGAAGGAAUUGGUUCACAGUGACGGUGGCAUGGUGAUGGCCAUGUAGUCCCGCUGCACGUUUGAUGGGAAGCAAGAGCUGGGUCAUGUGCUUUGCAGCAACGUCACUUUGCCAGGAUGUAACUGGCUUCACUUCCUCUAACAUUAGACAUCAGGUUGGGUAAGUGCGCGUGUUAUGGGUGUUAAGUCAGAUUCAUGCAGAAGGCAGCGUCGGCAACGUCUGAUCACAAACGUGGAUGUUUACUGGCAGCAGAGCGACGGAUUUUAUGAAGACCGUCAAGCAACACAACAGCUGCAGCUGAAGUAUCUGAAUGUGGAAUAGAGUGCUGUACAUACAGUAUUAAACAACACUGUAUGAUUGCAUGUUCAAGGUUAGCCCUUAAGUUGCUGUGCUUAUCCCCAGAUCCCCCUCUGUAUGCCUCAUGAAAACCAGACUUUGUGACCACAUGGGGAUGUAAAAACUGUUUGACACAAUUUUAAAGUCAUGCCGCUCUGUGUGCUGGACAGUGUGAAUGAUACUGUAACAUGAACGAGUGUUGUUGGUGGCAUACAGACAGAAGGACAUCGUCUGCUGUGCCAGGUGUAGCAGUCCACUUCCAGCUCCUCUAGGUCCUGACCUGAACCCACUGCACCACCCCUUCCCUGCAGCAGAGCCACAGACCACACCCCCACCACAAUUACUGUUUAUGUAACUUAGGCAACCUGACUUACACCCAAUGGAAACACGUUUUUCAUCUGUUUUAAAAUAAGAAAACAGGAUUGUAUUUGAAAUGUUAUUUUCUAAGACUAAUAUGUUCUACUCUAUAGGUUACAGGAAAUUUAA
Molecule: messenger RNA, 2854 nt
Organism: Pundamilia nyererei
Lineage: Eukaryota; Metazoa; Chordata; Actinopteri; Cichliformes; Cichlidae
Gene: sil1
Product: SIL1 nucleotide exchange factor
Exons: 12
Coding region: 40-1527 (495 amino acids)
Cellular component (GO): endoplasmic reticulum
Molecular function (GO): adenyl-nucleotide exchange factor activity
Source: RefSeq, a predicted model, not a curated record